This is a messenger RNA of Paramuricea clavata, 1119 nucleotides long. The record is from the annotation of a GenBank genome assembly. NCBI's taxonomy places the organism in Eukaryota, Metazoa, Cnidaria, Anthozoa, Malacalcyonacea, Plexauridae.
AUGAUUCACAGAAAGCGUAUUCUACAACAAAGUGGAAUAUUCAUUAAGCAAAAUCCAGGUGAAGCACACCUCACAAUUGAUGAGCUGCGUGAAAUGGCUGCGAGUGACAACUCUGCUUUAUUGAUGUCCAAAGUGUCGAGAUACAUUGGCAAUAUUGCAGGUACUAAUGCUUACUGGAAUAAAGUGAGAGAGGAACUGAAAGCUAUAAUAACUAAUGUUGGAGCACCAACAUUGUUCUUUACUUUCUCAUCAGCAGAUAUGCACUGGCCUGAAUUACAUGCUCUCUUUGGAGCAAACACUGGUAAUGCCACUAGUGAGGCAAGGAGACAAAAUGUUAUUAACAAUCCACAUAUAGUUGAUUGGUUCUUUACACAGAGACUAGAAAAGUUUGUUAAACACUGGCUUUACGAUACACUUGGUGCAAAAUGGCACUGGUUUAGAUAUGAAUAUCAAGGUAGAGGUAGUAUCCAUUGUCAUGGUACUGCUAAACUAAAUAAUGACCCAGGUUUGUGUCAACUUACUCAGACUGCUUUGAAAGGUUUCUUAGCUCAAAAAUUUAAGGAUGAAAAUGAUUGUUCUGACACAACUGAACUAGACCAGGAUAUUGAAGCUGGUCAGAAAGCAGCUGACACAGUAUGUCAGUAUGUUGAUUGGUUAUUAUCAACCGUCAAUCCUAAUCCACCAGACGAGGAAAUGUGGAUAAGACCUGAGGUUCAUCCAUGUCAAAGAAGUCAUCAUGACAUUCCUGAACAUGAAAAACAAUCAGAUUAUGUAGAUCUUUUGAACAUGGUUCAACGACACACUCGUUGUAGUACAAGUUAUUGUCUUAGAAAGAAGUCAAAUGAAACAGAGUUGAAAUGUAGAUUUCAUUUCCCUUUUGAUAUUUGUCCUAAGACAAAAUUAGAAUUUGAAAAAAUUCAUAGUUCAGGUGAUAAUGAGCAUUAUCGAGCUAAGAUUGUGACUAAACGAAAUGACUCUAGGUUAAAUAACCACCAACAGCUACAGCUCCAAGGAUGGAGAGCUAACUGUGAUAUUCAAGUUGUUAUUGAUCACUAUGCUUGUGUUGAAUAUCUCACAAAAUAUGCUGCUAAAGGUGAGCCAAGAUCACCUAUAUAUUGA